Puccinia graminis f. sp. tritici CRL 75-36-700-3 is the source of this 138-nucleotide messenger RNA. RefSeq lists its product as uncharacterized. The transcript is spliced from 3 exons. The record is from RefSeq and is a predicted model, not a curated record. Bases 1 to 138 code for a protein of 45 amino acids. NCBI's taxonomy places the organism in Eukaryota, Fungi, Basidiomycota, Pucciniomycetes, Pucciniales, Pucciniaceae.
AUGUUUUAUAUGUUCAUGAGAAAUAGACCUGUAGAGGUUAAUACGAUAAUGGAGAAAUGGAGGGAGGUGUAUAGUGAGGGGGGUCAUGAAGGGUGGAGGAGUAUUUUGAGUACUGGGAUCCAUUCUAGUGAAUUUUAA